AUGUAUCCGCCCAGUUCCGGCGGUUUCGAAGCAGCUGUGCCUGACUUCCAUAUUAGCAACUAUUCCAAGGGAGAGAAGUACUCCAGCAGAACCGGAGUAGGAGCCUUACCAAAUUUACCCUACUCUUUACCUGUGGGAUCUCCAUCCGGAAGUAGCAAUCACAAUAACGACGAUGAGUUGAAUUCUCCUAACCAUCUUUCUCCAGAAAACAGCUAUGUAGAGUUUGAUUUAAGUCACAUGAAUGGACCAUACAGCAACAGAUAUGGAAACGGUACUGGAACUUCUGAAGAUCUCAACAGUUUUGUUAGUGAAAAACGAGUGACAAGUACGAGCAGAUUGGGUUCUGCUGAAACAAGUCCCUUGAAUGUUAGAGAUUCUCUACCCGGACUUGAUGAUAUACUUGGAGAAGACGUCACCAUUGAAGUAGAUGAUAUCAAUUUCAAAGACAAAGAAAAUGAGCCG
This is a messenger RNA of Scheffersomyces stipitis CBS 6054, 462 nucleotides long. RefSeq lists its product as uncharacterized. The transcript has a single exon. NCBI's taxonomy places the organism in Eukaryota, Fungi, Ascomycota, Pichiomycetes, Serinales, Debaryomycetaceae. The annotation marks the transcript as partial. The record is from RefSeq and is a predicted model, not a curated record.